UGUCUCUCAAUCCCCUAAAAAUGUGUAUCUUUCAAUUCUAUUAUUAGAAUCUCAGGUAAACUUGCCACCUCCAUCACUAAUUCUCCACAACAUGGAACACCCUCUUUAUCCAAAAUUAACAAAAACAAAACAAACCUGUUAUCCUAAAAACAUAAACAAGCAACAACUUGGAGAACAACAAAAAUUUCUCCGGCAGCGGCUCGUUUCUAUCCGGACCUGCCACCCUUUUCCGGCUUGGAAAUGACCGUUGUUCGCCUUCUUCUUCUUCUCUUUUUCCUCCUCAUACGGUGCAACCUCUCGUUUUCUUUAUCGGAAAAUGAGGCGCUUGUGAAAUUGAAGACGUCUUUAUCUCAUGCCGGUGCCUUAGAUGAUUGGGUUUCAGGCUCUAAUCCUUGUGCUAAAAGAUGGUCUGGUGUGAUUUGCUUCGGCGGUAUCAUUACAGGCCUCCAUCUCUCAGACUUAGGUCUCUCAGGAACAAUUGAUAUUGAGGCAUUACAACAACUUCCAGGCCUUAGAACUAUAAGUUUUGUUAACAAUUCAUUUUCAGGUCCGAUCCCUGAAUUAAAUAAACUCGGAGCCUUGAAAUCGCUCUUGCUAACACAUAACGAAUUUUCUGGUGAAAUUCCGAACGAUUUCUUUACCCCUAUGUCAUCUUUAAAGAAAGCUUGGUUCUCUGAAAAUAAUUUCACAGGUAAAAUACCAGAAUCCCUUAUGCAACUAUCACAUCUCAAAGAAUUGCACCUUGAAGGAAACCAAUUCUCUGGGAACAUUCCGCCUCUGAAACCUCACAAACUUAGUUCUCUGGACCUUUCGCACAACCUACUCGAAGGACAAAUUCCACCAAGCCUUUCUGCAUUCAGUGCCUCUUCCUUUGCAAACAAUGACAGGCUCUGUGGAAAACCACUCGACAAAGAUUGCUCGUCAAGCCCGCUACCAUCACCAGGUCAGGACGAAAACGAAGACGAAAACGAAACCCCUGGUCCUGCUUCUAAUUCUGCCGAGGGUAACAAAACCAUGAUAGGAUUCGUGGUAUUGAUUGUGAUAGCACUCCUGAUAUCCUGUACCCUCUGUAAAUCAAAUAAGAAGAUGAAGGAUGACGAAUUCAGCGGCUUAGGUAAGGAGAACAUUAAUGCAGUAGUCCUGUCUGUGCGGGGAAGUGGUUCGAGCAAGAAAUCACAGUCGCUGGAUAAUAGUAAGAAGGGCAUCGGGUCUCGAAGGGGAUCCAGUCACAACAGCAGGAAUGGCAUGACUGAUCUGAUCAUGGUUAAUGACGAAAAGGGUCAAUUCGGGUUGCCUGAUUUAAUGAAGGCAGCAGCAGAAGUGCUUGGAAGUGGUGGCCUGGGGUCUGCCUAUAAGGCCAUUAUGACGAACGGAGUAUCGGUGGUGGUAAAGAGAAUGCGAGAGAUGAAUAUAUUGGGUAGAGAUUCGUUUGAUGCUGAAAUGAGACGGUUUGGAAGAAUUAGACACAAAAACAUUUUGACUCCAUUGGCAUACCAUUUCAGAAAAGAGGAGAAGCUGUUGGUAUCAGAAUACAUGCCUAAGGGCAGUUUAUUGUAUGUCUUGCAUGGUGAUCGUGGAAUAUAUCACGCCGAGCUGAAUUGGCCAACCCGUCUGAAGAUUAUUAAAGGAGUUGCAAAUGGUUUAGGUUUUCUGCAUUCAGAAUAUUCGAACUAUAAACUUCCACACGGAAAUCUCAAGUCAAGCAAUGUUCUUCUGGAUGAAAACUAUGAGCCACUCCUUGGUGACUACGCGCUUGAUCAGCUAACCAAUCCGAGCCAUUCUGCACAAGCUAUGUUUGCUUAUAAAUCACCAGAAUACUUAACAACCCAUCAGAUUUCUCCGAAGUCCGAUGUUUACUGUUUCGGAAUCAUAAUUCUGGAAAUUAUAACCGGGAAAUUCCCUUCCCAGUAUCUUAGCAACGGGAAAGGAGGGACCGAUGUUGUGCUAUGGGUCAUCCAAGCAAUUUCUAAAGGGAGAGAGCAGGAAAUAAUUGAUCCUGAAAUAGCAAACACAACUAGCAAUAAUUCAGUUCAUCAAAUGGUACAAAUGCUUCAUAUCGGAGCAGCGUGCACUCAAAAUGAUACGACACAACGGUUAGACAUGAGGGAAGCGAUUAGGAGGAUAGAAGAAGUAAGCGUUUGAGAAAUUGAUCGAUACGAUUAUAGGUUAAAUUCAAGUUGCUUUUUAGGCAAGCAAGACAAUACAAAAUAGGUUGUUCAUCUUCCAAGUCCAUGUCUUCAUUUAAAAUUUUAAAAAUCAAGAUCGAAUACAGAAAAAACAUCGGUAUUGAGUGAUCGAUGUUUUGCUUCCGCACAGCGUUUCAGAAGAGGAGUCGCAAUCUGCAUUUUCUUGAACAAGGGAAAUUAUGAAAUAUGAACGGCUUGAAGGUGAACAAUUUCUGAGAAAAUGUACAUUAAAAAAACUAUGAACUUCUUAAUACAAAUUGGUCUGGGAGAUACGGUUGAUGGAUAGGAGGGGAAAACUAGUCUCUGAGUACCAUAAUGGUUAAUGUUUUGUUUUUGUUGUUUAGAAUUUUUUGUUUGGUUCAAGCUAGUUUUUUGAUGCUGUGUUAGUACACAUUCUUUCUUAAAAUUUUGUCAAAAGUGUUACAAAAGCUGAAUGAAAAUGCUGUGCAGCUUCAAGAUUA
Mercurialis annua (annual mercury) is the source of this 2647-nucleotide messenger RNA. RefSeq names its product pollen receptor-like kinase 3. Gene Ontology annotation, molecular function: protein kinase activity; protein binding; ATP binding. The record is from RefSeq and is a predicted model, not a curated record. Lineage: Eukaryota; Viridiplantae; Streptophyta; Magnoliopsida; Malpighiales; Euphorbiaceae. Bases 241 to 2142 code for a protein of 633 amino acids. The transcript has 2 exons. Gene Ontology annotation, biological process: protein phosphorylation.